Pichia kudriavzevii is the source of this 1074-nucleotide messenger RNA. RefSeq lists its product as uncharacterized. The transcript has a single exon. The record is from RefSeq and is a predicted model, not a curated record. NCBI's taxonomy places the organism in Eukaryota, Fungi, Ascomycota, Pichiomycetes, Pichiales, Pichiaceae. Gene Ontology annotation, biological process: rRNA processing. Gene Ontology annotation, cellular component: nucleus. The coding region runs from base 1 to 1074 and encodes 357 amino acids.
AUGGCCUCCAAUAGAAAGAAGAAGGAAAAGAAGAAGGAUUUUGUCAAACCAAAAUUAAAAGUUGGAAAAGCAGCCCAUAACCCUGCCAAUCACACUUCAACCGAGUUUAAGGCAAAACGUAUAAACAUUACAUCUUCCACCAAACAUCUUAUAAACCACGGCGACCCAACCACCGAAUAUUUGAAGAAGCUUUCAAUAUUGCGUAAGGUAACGGCAAAUCUCAAUUCACGGAAGGAAAUACUUGCAGAAUUCUUGGAUAUUCUAAAGAGAGAUCCGUUUCAGGAAACUAAUAAAUUACCAUUGGACGAUUUGAUCAAAGUCAUAAAAGCCCUGCUGUUUGAUCAGUCUAAGAAGAUCAGACAUGACGCUAGAGCCAUUCUAGAGGAGUUGAUUAGAAACCACAACAACUUAAUAAUCUUGAAUCACGAUUCCAUAAUGCUCUAUGUAUUUAGUGCUAUGACACACUUGAAACCAACAAUUAGACAGGAUUCCAUUUUGGCAAUUAACUUGAUAAUUAAUGGGGGUGAAAAGCUCAAGAAUCUAACUAUUUCAAAUCAUUGGAUCAGAAUUUGGAAAAAUAUUUUGGUUCUAAUGAAUUGGAAAAAGGAAAACAAAUCGUAUACCGAUUCGAACGAUUUCAAAGAUUUCAAUGGUAUGAGAUUCGACCAACUGUCAUUCAUAUCUAGUUUACUAAAAGAUGGUUGUUUCCCUCGAGAAGAAUAUGAUGGGGAAGGAAACAGCAAGAAAAAUCGAGAAGAUACUAUUCAGAUCCAUGAUUUGCUAAACACUUAUAUGAUAAAACCAAACAUGAGUAUGCUAUACCGCAAUCUAAAGCUAUUUGGUAAUAUAUCAGUGUCUUCGAAAAAUCCCAAAGCUGAUGAAUUGGCUGAUACCACAUUAUGUGAGGAUGUCGAUGAUAGAGUCAAAUCUUUCUACGAGGGAUUCUACAACUCUGUCUCCAAGGGAAUUUCCGAUUUCACUAAGGUCGAUGACAACAAACUAGUGGUUAUAUCCAAUAAAAUCUUGAAUCAAUUGCUAGAAAUUGAAAAACUCUAUAAAGCUAUCUCGGACUGA